Nicotiana attenuata is the source of this 1276-nucleotide messenger RNA. Its product is annotated as transcription factor bHLH95-like. NCBI's taxonomy places the organism in Eukaryota, Viridiplantae, Streptophyta, Magnoliopsida, Solanales, Solanaceae. Bases 148 to 1095 code for a protein of 315 amino acids. Gene Ontology annotation, biological process: regulation of DNA-templated transcription; endosperm development. Gene Ontology annotation, molecular function: DNA-binding transcription factor activity; protein dimerization activity. The transcript is spliced from 3 exons. The record is from RefSeq and is a predicted model, not a curated record.
CCUUGUAUAUCUCUACCAUCUUUUCUCACCCUUCUCUACUUCUCUUCCUAUUCAAUAUUCAUCCUCCUCAAUCCCCCCAAAACCCCUCAUCUUCCUAUAGAAUAUAUAUAUACGUAAUUUAGUAUAUACUAUCAGAUCAUCUAAAAAAUGAAUGAAGGGAGUGACCGUAAUUGUUUGAUAUGGGAAAAUCAAGGGUGGUCAUUUUUGAAAUCGAAUAACUUAGAUGGGAGUGAAGAGAAGUUUGUGGGUGACAAGUUGUCAGAUCCAAAUAGGUCAAAUACUAGUCAUGAUCAGCCGCGGACAGUUGCUAAGGCGGAGACCAAAGCGGCUGCCCGCGGCAGAAAAAGAACGGCGAGUGGCCGCAAAGAAAGUGAUGAAGCAAAGUGUGGUGGUGAUGGAGGUGGUGAAGAAGAAUCAGAUCAUGAGAUACACAUAUGGACGGAGAGAGAAAGGAGAAAGAAGAUGAGGAAUAUGUUCUCUAAUCUUCAUGCUUUACUUCCUCAACUUCCUCCUAAGGCGGACAAGUCCACCAUUGUUGAUGAAGCAGUGAACUACAUUAAAACACUACAGAAUACUCUUCAUAAGCUUCAAAACCAGAAGCUAGAAAAGCUUCAUUGCUUAACAGCUACAAUGAAUAGUAAUGAUCUUUCGAUAAUUACUUCACAGAAAUUACUAGAGAGUAAUAACAGGGACAUAUUUUUGGCUGAUCAAGGAUCUACUAGUAAUUCAACUGCUAUUACACCAACCAAUAAUAAUAAUACAACUCCAUUUUUGAAUAUUCCAACAGUAUUUCAAACAUGGACUUCUCCAAAUGUGAUACUAAAUGUUUGUGGAGAAGAAGCUCAUAUUAGUAUUUGUUGUCUCAAGAAACCUGGAAUUUUAAGUGGUAUUUGUUUUGUUUUGGAGAAAUAUAAGAUAGAGAUGAUAUCUGCUCAAGUUUCAUCAGAUCAUUAUAGAUGCUUGUACAUGAUUCAAGCCCAUGCAACAGGUGGAAGUACAUUGAAUCAAUUCUCGGAAGCAUUGCCAUUAUUGACAGUGGAAGAAAUAUACAAACAAGCAGCAGGAGAGAUAAUGUUGUGGGCAACUUCCAAAUGAUAACAGCUAUCAAAAAUGUUACGAGAGUUGAAGAAUUUUGCGAGUUUUUUAAAUGACAACAGUGGAAUUUGGUUAAUUUUCGUCCAAAGAUAUUAUAAGGAAAUUCUUGGUUUCACUUUUCAGCAGUGGCAGCUAUAAGAAGAAUAUAGCGAGGUUUUAUUUUAUGUAGAUGCUCCGCUUU